AUGGCCGGUGGACAUGUUGGACCGACGGGCGCUAGCGAGAACGCCGGUCCGAAAGAGAGAGAGAGAUCGUGGGAAAUCGAGAAUUCUGUAUUGUGCACCCAGGCCGCUGUCUUCGCUCCCGCUGAGCCGAGCGUGGAAGUCAACACUACUCUCAUAAUGAGUCAUGACGACACUUCAGAGCAGCCCGUGGAGAUCGGGGGAACUGUGGAGUUGUCAGUGGACCGAGUCAGCUUCACCAAGUACCUGAAGGAGAGGGAGGAGAAAAGACUGCAGAGCCUUUUCUGGGUUAAUUUUGGAACGAUGGCGGAAGCGAUGGGACACAAUUUGUUUGAGAUCAAAGGUCAAACGGAGACUUACCUCAAGGAGCAUUCCUCCACAAUGUUGCCAUUCCUCACGGUAAAGACAGAGAUGCCGUCCAGCGGAGAUAGUGACUCCCCAGAGGUCAAGACGGAAGAUACGAGUGAGAGAGCGACGUCCUGA
Messenger RNA from Tremella mesenterica DSM 1558, 480 nucleotides. RefSeq lists its product as uncharacterized. NCBI's taxonomy places the organism in Eukaryota, Fungi, Basidiomycota, Tremellomycetes, Tremellales, Tremellaceae. The coding region runs from base 1 to 480 and encodes 159 amino acids. The record is from RefSeq and is a predicted model, not a curated record. The transcript has a single exon.